UUUUUUUUUGGUCUUUUUCCUUUGUUCAGCUUCAAUGUGUUCCGGAGUGGGGACGGGGUGGCUGAACCUCGCAGGUGGCAGAGAGGCUCCCCUGGGGCUGUGGGGCUCUGCGUGGAUCCAAUGGGGCCGCUGGUGACCUGGGUGGUCCCCCUCCUCCUCCUCUUCCUGCGAUCCAGGCAGGGUGCUGCCUGCAGAACCAGUGAGUGCUGUUUUCAGGACCCACCAUAUUCGGAUGCAGACUCAGGCUCAGCCUCGGGCCCUAGGGACCUGAGCUGCUAUCGGAUAUCCAGCGCUGGUUACGAGUGCUCCUGGCAGUAUGAGGGUCCCACAGCUGGGGUCAGCCACUUCCUGCGGUGCUGCCUUAGCUCUGGGCGCUGUUGCUACUUCGCCACAGGCUCAGCCACCAGGCUGCAGUUCUCCGACCAGGCCGGGGUGUCUGUGCUGCACACCGUCACGCUCUGGGUGGAAUCCUGGGCCAGGAACCGGACAGAGAAAUCUCCUGAGGUGACCCUGCAGCUCUACAAGUCAGUUAAAUAUAAGCCUCCUCUGGGAGACAUCAAGGUGUCCAAGUUGGCUGGGCAGCUGCGUAUGGAGUGGGAGACCCCGGAUAACCAGGUUGGUGCUGAGGUGCAGUUCCGGCACCGGACGCCCAGCAGCUCAUGGAAGUUGGGCGACUGCGGACCUCAGGAUGAUGAUACUGAGUCCUGCCUCUGUCCCCUGGAGAUGAAUGUGGCCCAGGAAUUUCAGCUCCGACGACGGCGGCUGGGGAGCCAGGGGAGUUCCUGGAGCAAGUGGAGCAGCCCUGUGUGUGUUCCCCCUGAAAAUCCCCCACAGCCUCAGGUGAGAUUCUCAGUGGAGCAGCUGGGCCGGGAUGGGAGGAGGCGGCUGACCCUGAAAGAGCAGCCAACCCAGCUGGAGCUUCCAGAAGGCUGUCAAGGGCCGGCGCCUGGAGCGGAGGUCACCUACCAACUGCAGCUCCACAUGCUGUCCUGCCCGUGUAAGGCCAAGGCCACCAGGACCCUGCCCCUGGAGAAAAUGCCCUAUCUCUCGGGUGCUGCCUACAAUGUGGCUGUCAUCUCCUCGAACCGAUUUGGUCCUGGCCCAAACCAGACGUGGCACAUUCCUGCUGACACCCACACAGAACCAGUGGCUCUGAAUAUCAGUGUCGGAACCAACGGAACCACUAUGUAUUGGCCAGCCCGGGCUCAGAGCACGACGUACUGCAUUGAAUGGCAGCCCGUGGGCCAGGAAGGAAGCCUUGCCACCUGCAACCUGACUGCGCCGCAAGACCCGGAUCCGGCUGGAAUGGCAACCUACAGCUGGAGUCGAGAGUCUGGGGCAAUGGGGCAGGAAAAGUGUUACCACAUUACUAUCUUUGCCUCUGCGCACCCAAAGAAGCUCACCUUGUGGUCUACGGUCCUGUCCACCUACCACUUUGGGGGCAAUGCCUCAGCAGCUGGGACACCGCACCACGUCUCGGUGAAGAAUCAUAGCUUGGACUCAGUGUCCGUGGACUGGGCACCAUCCCUGCUGAGCACCUGUCCCGGCGUCCUAAAGGAGUAUGUUGUCCGCUGCCGAGAUGAAGACAGCAACCAGGUGUCAGAGCAUCCUGUGCAGCCCACAGAGACCCAAGUAACCCUCAGUGACCUGCGGGCUGGUGUAGCCUACACAGUGCAGGUGCGAGCAGACACGGCGUGGCUGAGGGGUGCCUGGAGCCAGCCCCAGCGCUUCAGCAUCAAAGUGCAGGUUUCUGAUUGGUUCAUCUUCUUCGCCUCCCUGGGGAGCUUCCUGAGCAUCCUUCUCGUGGGCGUCCUUGGCUACCUUGGCCUGAACAGGGCCACACGGCACCUGUGCCCGCCGCUGCCCACACCCUGUGCCAGCUCCGCCAUUCAGUUCCCUGCAGGGAAGGAGACUUGGCAGUGGAUCAACCCAGUGGACUUCCAGGAAGAGGCAUCCCUGCAGGAGGCCCUGGUGGUGGAGAUGUCCUGGGACAAAGGCGAGAGGACUGAGCUUCUUGAGAAGGCAGAGCUACCUGAGGGUGCCCCUGAGCUGGCCCUGGAUACACAGCUGUCCUUGGAGGAUGGAGACAGGUGCAAGGCCAAGGUCCUGAGGCCCAGUGGGCCAGACGGUCAGGGGUGCAACCCUGCCCGGGGGUGAGGGGCUAGAUGUCCAUCCCUCCUGGAAGAUCAAGGCCUGGAGGCUUGAAGGAGAAACGGGAACAUCCACUUUGUCUUACAGACAGGAAGAGCGACUAUCUCAAUCACAACGGCUGGUUAUUAAGCACUUAUGGCAUACCCAGCCCAUUCCAUCCACUCACAUGAUUCCCUACCAAAUUCCCACAACCACCCCCUGAAAGGAACCAUAACUGUUGUAUUUUACAGAUGUGAUCACUGAGGCUCAGAGAGGGUGAGUGACUCGCCUGAGGCUACGCAGCACACACAGGAGUCAAAUUUGGACCCAGAUAACCCAGAGCUCCUCCAGGCUCUAGUGCACCUGCCUCCUGUCUGCCCGGCACCUGUUGCCACGCAUCCUGUGGGGGAACCCUAGAUGCUGCCAUGAAAUAGAAGCUGCUGCACCCUGCUGGGCCUGGCAUCCGUGGAGCAGGAGCAGACCCUGCCAUUGACCUGUUCUGGAGUAGAAUAGACUGGGAAUGGGGGCAAAGGGGACUCAGAUGGAUCCCCGGACCCUGGGCUGGGCAUCCACCCCCAGGAGCACUGGAUGGGGAGUCUGGACUCAAGGGCUCCCUGCAGCAUUGUGGGGUCUUGUAGCUCGGAGGAUCCAGGCAUAUGGGGGAAGGGGACUGUAAACAUUGUGGAAAAAAUGAUGGUCCUCCGAUCCCAUCCCCACCCCCCUAUAAAAUGGGGGUGAUGACAAUGACCUUACACAGCUGUUCAAAAUCAUCGUAAAUGAGCCUCCUAUUGGGUAUUUUUUCCCGUUUGAAGCUUGAAUGUCCUCAGAAUCUCAAAACACGAGCCUUUGAGUUCAUUCAUUCA
This is a messenger RNA of Macaca mulatta (Rhesus monkey), 2993 nucleotides long. The record is from RefSeq and is a predicted model, not a curated record. Lineage: Eukaryota; Metazoa; Chordata; Mammalia; Primates; Cercopithecidae.